Messenger RNA from Homalodisca vitripennis (glassy-winged sharpshooter), 1917 nucleotides. RefSeq lists its product as uncharacterized. The record is from RefSeq and is a predicted model, not a curated record. The transcript is spliced from 3 exons. NCBI's taxonomy places the organism in Eukaryota, Metazoa, Arthropoda, Insecta, Hemiptera, Cicadellidae. The coding region runs from base 1 to 1917 and encodes 638 amino acids.
AUGGCGUCAAUAUUGGACGACAAGGAAUUAUGUAUCGUCUGUUGCAAGAAAGUUACUAACAAAGGUGUAGAAUGCGAUAGCACUUGCAAACGUUGGUUCCACCCUGAUUGUGUCCAGUUGUCAGCUGCCGAGUACAAGAAAAUUGCCGAUGGUGUCAUCAAGACCUGGACUUGUGACAGAGCAGACUGUACUACCACUAAAAUUGAUAGAAAAUCGCUAGCCCUUGAUGAAAUACUAAAAAAGAUUAGUUCUCUGGCCACUAAAGAAGACGUUAAGGAAAGUCCUGCUGAUCCUCGCAUAUCCAACGUCACUGUCUCUCGUGACAGAACUCAACAGGAACGCAAACAUCUAACUGAACUUCGAAAUCAGCUUGAGAAGAGAACUAACGAAGAAUCCAAAAAACUAGACACGUGCAGUGGUCAUUCGCGGUUACAAAUCUACUACCAAAACGUCAAUGGAUUAAGAUCAAAGCUUCAUGAGCUUCGGUUGUCUCUGGCCACCUCCACACACGAUGUCCUAAUACUGACCGAAACCAAUCUAAAUUCCCAAAUAUCUACCGAACUUGGCUUCACCAACAAAUACGAUAUUUUCAGAAAAGAUCGUUCACUUGACACUAGCUCCAAAUCCAGCGGAGGUGGUGUGCUGGUUGCAACUACCAAACAGUUAAGGUCAACCACAAUUUACAACUCAUCCAAUUUGGAAGUUAUUUUUGUUAAUACUUCUCUUAGCCCACGAAACAAUGUUCUACUGGUGGCUGUGUAUAUUCCCCCCUCAUCGCCUCUACAAGUCUAUUCUGAUUUUGCAGCCAAUUUUGAAGAAGUCAUGCUCUCUGCUACCUUUUCUCAGGUCCAUGUGUUUGGUGACUUUAACAUCCCUGAUGCUGAUUGGAAUGCCCCAUGCUCCGUCAAUGUGAACACACCAAUGGCCAUAAUCUCAAAUGUCAUUACAAUGUUUGCACUCAUGCAGGUCAACCAAAUGCUUAACCAUAGAGGAGUUCUAUUUGAUCUUAUUCUUACCUCUUCGCUUGAUGUUCACGUUCAACGAGAUCAAUGUCCCCUCCUCAUUGAAGAUGCCCACCAUCCAUCUCUCAAUUGCCUUGUCCCAAUACCAGCACCUGCUGUGCUGACUUACAAUCUUACUCCAAAUCCUGCCAAGUGUAAUCUACGCACACUUCAUGACGAUCUUUGCACGUUCGACUUUGCCUCCCUGGAUGCUAUCCAUGACAUCAAUGAGUCCUUCUGGGUGUUAAUGGGUACAAUCAGUAAGUCUGUUCUCAAGCACUCGCCCUUGAAGAAAUGGGGAUUUUCCAACUUUCCAGCCUGGUUUUCCCGUAAUCUAAAGAACUUAAUAUUUCUGAAGAAAGCUCUCCACAAGGAAUAUAAGUCCACGCGAUGGGAAAUAACAUACCAGCGUUUUGCCGUAAUAAGAGCUCAAUGCAAGGCCCUAGCCAAGGACUGUUUCACGGCGUAUGCAGAUCACAUCCAAGAAGUUCUCCCGCACAAUCCAAAAGUUUUUUGGUCAUAUGUAAAGAAUCUCAAUCGCAGUGGCUCUACUCCCACAACCCUUAGAUUGGACGGAAUAACGUCAACUUCAGACCAAACUGCAGCUGAUCUCUUUGCUGACUUCUUCUCUGCAGCUUUCAACCAUGAUGAUGACGUUGCUGAUGGUCCCCCGUCCACCCCUCCAUCCUUUGCCUUAUUAUCAUCAAUAGUACUCAAUGUUCCUGAAGUACGGCAAGCUCUACUUAGUCUGGACGAUUCAAAGGGAUGUGGACCUGACUUCAUACCUUCAUCGGCCAUUAAGCACAUUUGUAAUCUCCUUGCUUAUCCACUCACCAAGCUCUUUAAUAGAUCAUUAUUCACUGGAGUAUUCCAAUACAUUUGGAAGAUCAAUCCCCAGGAAUACAACGUUACGUAA